This is a messenger RNA of Lodderomyces margitis, 2538 nucleotides long. RefSeq names its product HEX1. The record is from RefSeq and is a predicted model, not a curated record. Bases 1 to 2538 code for a protein of 845 amino acids. Gene Ontology annotation, molecular function: beta-N-acetylhexosaminidase activity. Gene Ontology annotation, cellular component: membrane. Gene Ontology annotation, biological process: carbohydrate metabolic process; glycosaminoglycan metabolic process. NCBI's taxonomy places the organism in Eukaryota, Fungi, Ascomycota, Pichiomycetes, Serinales, Debaryomycetaceae. The transcript has 4 exons.
AUGUACAGAGCACACUCGAUAUGCUUCACCAGGUCAUUCUUUGGAUCGGCAAAACCGCAGACAUAUAGCAUCACGCGAGUUCUUAAUGGGACCCCUCAGCAACUUUACAAGAUAGUUAGCGAAGUCAAUAAUUACAAAAACUUUGUUCCAUUUGUUGAGGACUCGUUCGUUUCGAGUAGAGAUGUGCAACAGCAACCGAGCAAGGCAGGGUUGAAGGUUGGAUGGAAGGACAUUACUGAAAAGUUUGAAUGUCUGCUAACAUGCAAGGAGAAUGAAACAGUGCAUGCAAGGAGCAUUGAAUUGGACUUGUUUCAUGAGUUGGAGACAGAAUGGAAGUUCAAAAAUGCAAGUGGAAACAAAUGCAGGAGGAUGGUCGAAAAUGUCAGGUCAGCUAAGUGGUCUCCAUAUGUUUACAAUUCAGACAGCAUAUUGUUUGACCUUUACUCGCAAAUGGCAUCGCCUGUUAUACACGUGGAGAUACUGGAUUAUGAGGCUGACUUGCAGCUUGGUGUUGCAGAAUCAUAUGACUUGGAAGCUUCAGAAAAUGGAAUCACAAUCAGUAGCGAAACUGUUUGGGGAACAUUGCAUGCUUUGACAACACUUCAACAGUUGAUCAUCUACAAACAUGACCGGUUUAUGUUGGAAAGGUCGGUGCUGAUUCGAGACUAUCCACAAUUCCCACAUAGGGGGAUAAUGAUUGACUCGGCACGAAAUUUCCUCCCUGUGGAGUCGAUACUCCAGCAAAUUGAUAUCAUGUCACACGUCAAGAUGAACUCCUUGCAUUGGCAUUUGGUGGAUACACAGAGCUGGCCGUUGGUGUUAAAGUGUCAUCCCGAAAUGCUGCGGGAUGCAUAUUCUGAGCAGGAAAGGUAUACAAUCAACGACUUGAAGCGGGUUCAGUCUUAUGGUAGGGAAAGGGGUGUUCGAGUUAUACCAGAGAUUGAUAUGCCUGGUCAUGCCAGAGCUGGCUGGAGACAAGUUGACUCUUCGCUUAUCAAGUGUGGAAACAAAUUUUGGAACGGCUACGCAGUCGAACCACCACCAGGUCAACUAAACAUUGCGAACAACAAGACUUAUCAAACUAUUCAUGAUAUAUACAGUGAAUUAAGUGAGGCUUUUGCUGAUGACUUUUUCCACGUAGGGAAUGAUGAACUUCAAAAGAGUUGCUACCCGCAAGAUUGGUUUGAGAAUCAAACUUUAAGUGAUGUGACGGGGAAGUAUCUAGACUCGGUGUUACCUAUUUUCAACAAUAGAAAAGGGAGAAGGUUGAUAAUGUGGGAUGAUGUGCUAACUUCAGAAGGUGCUGUAAAGGAGCUUCCCUUGAAUAUCACAUUGCAAGUGUGGCACGAACCAUCUCAUAUCAAAAACUUGACCCGCAAGGGAUACAACGUGAUAGUGUCUCUGGCAGACCACUUGUAUCUCGACUGUGGAUAUGGCGGAUUUCUCACCAAUGACUUUAGAUAUUCAGAUUCGCCUGAAAAUGGCGGCUUCAAUGGUGGCAAAGGCGGUAGCUGGUGCAACCCAUACAAAACUUGGCAGCGGAUCUACUCUUUUGAUUUCUUGUCUGAUUUGACAGAUCUGGAAAAAGGGAGAGUUCUAGGGGCGGAAGCAGUCCUCUGGUCGGAGCAGGUUGAUUUUACUGUUUUAACGGGAAAAUUGUGGCCGAGGUCGGCUGCGUUGGCGGAGUCUCUAUGGAGCGGGAAUAGAAACGAGAAGGGGUUGGAGUUUUCAGGCAAUGCAGGCUUUGAACAAUGCUUAUUAGGAUUAUCGGAUCUAGUUAAGCAAUCAUCGAAUUUAAAAGUUCAAAGUUUGGCAGUUGUCGAGCCUGCUUUGGCAUAUGUGCCUCAAAAUGAAGUUGAACAAUUGAGAGUCUACAGAGGCGUACUAUUGACAAUCAGAAACUUAGCACCAUCUCUUAAUAUUGAAUUCUUUCCCCUUGUAAUUCAAAGCUUCCAGAGAUUCACACAGUUGGAGGUGAAUGAGUGGGUACUCAAAUUACGACUAGUGUAUUGGGAAAUUUUGGCAAACUUUCAACGAAACAACUUCACUGAGGAGAUAGACUACUUGUUCACUUGGGGUGAUCUUUCGUUUAAAUCGCCAAUCAUUCAUUUUCUUUUUAGACAAUUUUUCACAGAGGAUCCCGAGGUGACUAAUGAAACCUUGCUCCAUCUACUAAAGAUCAGACAGAAUCAUGUUUUGAAUGAAGUACACAAGUUGUACCUAGAGGUGGAUUUUGAAAAUGUUGACCACGACUCAAAGAUGUUGAUUCAUCUCCUCUAUGAUAUAAUCACACAUGAAAGUUUUGCUAAUUGGAUUGACCAACAGGACGAGGAGACAAAGAUCCAGUGGUUACAACUCGCCACGGUUGUUGUCCAAACCAAGGACGACUGGAAUAAUUUUCAGUUGGUUGGCUUAUUGGUCUGGGCUGAGCAGAUAUUUUCAAAAACAAGCGAUACUUUGCGUAAAGUAUCUUUUGGACCAGAACCCAAAGAACCAACAAUUUGUGGCCGAUUUAGAGGCAAAAAAGACGGUAGAUGA